This is a messenger RNA of Glycine soja, 2934 nucleotides long. RefSeq names its product zinc finger protein GAI-ASSOCIATED FACTOR 1-like. Gene Ontology annotation, cellular component: nucleus. Lineage: Eukaryota; Viridiplantae; Streptophyta; Magnoliopsida; Fabales; Fabaceae. The transcript has 4 exons. The record is from RefSeq and is a predicted model, not a curated record. Bases 673 to 2226 code for a protein of 517 amino acids. Gene Ontology annotation, molecular function: DNA-binding transcription factor activity.
GUAUUGUACUAUUAUUAUACUAAUCUCUAAUAUCUAAUAAUCUUCACGCACGACACCUUCCAACCCCCCAAAAAAAACAAGUCUGACAUCACCCUUCCUCAUUACUACUAAUUAAUCAAACUUAACAUCUUCUCAUUUUCAUUGCCCUGCGACUUUCCCAUUUAUCACCUCAUUUUCUGAUGAAAAAAGUUACACCUUUGGAAACGCCCAAGAGAAGAACCAACGAGAUCGAGGACCUUCUUCUGCUUCUGCUUCCGCCUUUUCCUUCGCGCUUCGGUGCUGCCCACCUACACUCAUUCCGUCCAAACCCCUUUUUGUCUGAAAAAUCAAACCUUAAUUUCUGCGUUUUUUUCUAUUGGAUCCAACUUCACUCGCCGGCUAGAGUUUCCCGAGGCACUACCCUAUUGGGUCUAAUCAUUCGAGUUCUUCGAUUAACGUGAAUUUGGGUCAGAGACCCCAUCAUCAGAGCUGGCAGGUGGUGGGUAAAAGAAAAUUUGCAGGUUGACCGGUAGAUAUAGCAAAGGAGAGUAGAAACCCUAGAAGAAGAAGAAGAAGAAAAAGAAACAAUCCCCAUAUAAGAAAAAGGAUCUAAAACCAAAACUUUCUCCGUGAGGUUAAAUGCCCUUAAGGUUAUUUUCCCUCUAAGAAAUCCUCGAGUCGUUUAAGGUUCCCAUGCCGGUUGACUUGGACAAUGUUUCCACAGCUUCAGGGGAAGCUAGCGUGUCUUCCUCUGGCAAUCUGACAGUGCCCCCAAAACCCACAACAAAGAAGAAGCGAAACCUUCCAGGAAUGCCAGAUCCGGAUGCAGAGGUGAUUGCUCUGUCUCCGAAGACCCUGAUGGCCACGAACCGUUUCGUGUGUGAAAUUUGCAACAAGGGGUUUCAGAGGGACCAGAACCUUCAGCUUCAUCGGAGGGGUCACAACCUUCCGUGGAAGCUGAGGCAGAGGUCGAGCAAGGAGGUGAGAAAGAGGGUGUACGUGUGUCCCGAACCAACGUGCGUUCACCACGAUCCUUCUAGAGCGUUGGGGGAUCUCACGGGGAUUAAGAAGCACUUCUGCAGAAAACACGGCGAGAAGAAGUGGAAAUGCGACAAGUGCUCUAAGAAAUACGCGGUUCAAUCCGAUUGGAAGGCUCACUCCAAGAUUUGCGGUACCCGAGAGUAUAAAUGCGAUUGUGGCACUUUGUUCUCGAGGAGGGAUAGCUUCAUCACGCAUAGGGCUUUUUGUGAUGCGUUAGCAGAGGAAAGUGCGAGAUCUCAGCCUCAGACUGUUGCAAAGGCUAGUUCAGAGUCAGAUUCGAAGGCUGUGACCGGUGAUUCGUCGCCUCCGGUGGCGGUGGAGGCUCCGCCGCCACUUGUACCGCCUGUUAGUUCUCAGUCAAACAGUGUUGUUGUACCAUCAUCUAGCUUGCAGACACAAAAACCAGAGUUGCCUGAAAAUUCCCCACAAAUCAUAGAAGAACCAAAGGUCAAUACUGCUAUGAAUGGGAGCUGUAGCAGUACCAGUACCAGCACUACCAGCUCAACAAGCAACAGCAACAGUGGUGCUAGCAGCAGUGUAUUUGCAAGCUUGUUUGCCUCAUCAUCAGCAUCCGCAACUGCAAGCCUCCACUCUCAAACACCAGCAUUCACUGACCUAAUUAGGGCCAUGGGGCAUCCGGAUCAUCCAGCAGACCUCUCAAGGCCUUCAUCUUCAGAGCCCAUUUCUCUGUGCCUAGCCACCAAUCAUGGCUCAUCCAUUUUUGGAACGGGAAGGCAGGAACGCCGUCAGUAUGCCCCACCACCACAGCCAGCCAUGUCUGCCACUGCAUUGCUGCAGAAAGCCGCCCAAAUGGGUGCAGCUGCAACAAAUGCCUCUUUUCUUCGUGGGUUAGGCAUUGUAUCAUCUUCUGCAUCAACGUCAUCAGUUCAGCAAGAUAAUUUGCAAUGGGGCCAUCAGCCAGUGGAACCAGAGAGUGCCUCAGUUCCUGCAGGUCUUGGACUUGGGCUUCCCUGCGACAGUAGCUCUGGACUAAAGGAGUUAAUGAUGGGGACUCCCUCCAUGUUUGGUCCAAAGCAAACCACCCUCGAUUUUCUCGGGUUGGGGAUGGCUGCUGGGGGCACCCCUGGUGGAGGCUUAUCGGCACUCAUCACCUCCAUUGGUGGUGGUCUGGAUGUUACUACUGCGGCGGCAUCCUUUGCUAGUGGAGAAUUCCCUGGCAAAGAUAUUGGAAGGAGGAGCACUUGAUAUUUUGGGUGCAAGGACUAUAUUUUUCGGGGCGAUAAGUUCUGGUUGUACAGUGUUAUGUGGUCCUUGCACAUUGUGAAGUUGCAGUUCAAUUGGGGGAGAAUUAGUAAGAAGAUAUAGUAUGCUCCUAUUGAGCAGUGCUACAGGCAAUUCUGAACGGGUCGUUUUGGAUUAUCCUAUGCCUCUAAUGUGGGCGGAAAAGAAUGUAUAUUUUUUAUUAUAUCAAAGAAGAGGCCCAGAGAGCCUUCUUUCCAUGAGUAAUGGCACGAGUUACAAUAUUAUGUUUACUCUGGACCACUGGAUUUGGUGUUGUGCAGAAGGUUGAAAUUGAUGUUGGGUUGGUUUCAUUGGUUGUAGCGACAAUGGUGAAUUUGAAGACUUCAUCUAGAGAUCUUUUGCUUAUCGGGCAUCUACAGUUUUGAAUUAAUUCUGCUGUUGGAUGAUUUGGUUGGUCCAUAAUAGUAGCCUGUAGACAUAAAUCAGGAAACUUCUAUGUUUUCUUCUACUGUUAGCAGUAAAUGGGUGGUUGAAUGUUUAUCGCGAAGAAUAUUGUCAUUAUGUUGUAAAAUUGUAUUCCAUUGAAGUUCAAUUUUUUCCCCAUGAAUCAAAUUCCACGUUAUUCUAGCAUCCCCUAGGAUGCAAAAUUGCAACCGUUGCCUAUAAGAUUGUAAUGGUGUAAUUCCUCACAAUAAAAAAGGAUGCAAAUAA